Messenger RNA from Acanthosepion pharaonis, 903 nucleotides. The record is from the annotation of a GenBank genome assembly. NCBI's taxonomy places the organism in Eukaryota, Metazoa, Mollusca, Cephalopoda, Sepiida, Sepiidae.
AUGUAUGAAACUAUCUAUCUAUCUCGUCUCUUAUCUAUCUAUCUAUCUAUCUAUCUAUCUAUCUAUCUAUCUAUCUAUCUAUCGAUCGAUCUAUCUAUCUUUCUAUCUAUUUAUCUAUCUAUUCAUUCUUUGUAUGUAUGUAUGUAUGUAUGUAUGAAUCUAUCUAUCUAUCUAUCUAUCUAUCUAUCUAUCUAUCUAUCUAUCUAUCGAGAUCAACCUGUCCAUAUCUAUGAAUGCCAGCUUUUCAUUAGUGCAAUUCACUUUUUCGUACUUAUGCUAAACCUACAACUGUCAUCCCGAAUAUUAAUCAUAUCCGAUCUAUCUAUCUAUCUAUCUAUCUAUCUAUCUAUCUAUCUAUCUAUCUAUCUAUGUCUGUUGACUAUGAGUGUAUUUACUCCUCUUCAUAUCUAUCUAUCUAUCUAUCAUCUAUCUAUCUAUCUAUCUAUCUAUCUAUGUCCGUUCACUAUGGGUGUAUUUACGUAUGUAUAUAUCACUCUAAGUUUGUUGAAAUUCUCUUCAUAUCUAUCUAUCUAUCUAUCUAUCUAUCUAAUUAAUUUCAAAUCCUCUUCAUUCUUUACGCGCGCAGCCUUAGUCGCAUACACGCCAAUUUGUCUGUCGUUCUAUCUCUCUGUCAAUUUUACUUUGUUGAUUAUCUAUCUAUCUAUCUAUCUAUCUAUCUAUCUAUCUAUCUAUCUGAUCCUUAUCUAUCUAUCUAUCUAUCUAUCUAUCUAUCUAUCUAUCUAUCUAAUCCUCAUCUAUCAUCUAUCUGAUCCUAAUCUAUCUAUCUAUCUAUCUAUCUAUCUAUCUAUCUAUCUAUCUAUCUAUCUGAUCCUAAGCUAUGUGAUGCUUAUCUAUCUAUCUAUCUAUCUAUCUAUCUAUCUAUCUAUCUAUCUAUCUAUGUGA